AUGUCUGAAAUUACUCUAGGUCGUUAUUUGUUUGAAAGAUUAAAGCAAGUCGAUGUUAACACCAUCUUCGGUUUGCCAGGUGACUUCAACUUGCGUUUGCUAGAUGAAAUCUACGAAGUCCCAGGUAUCAGAUGGGCUGGUAACUGUAACGAAUUGAACGCUGCUUACGCUGCUGACGGUUACGCCAGAAUUAAGGGUAUGGCCUGUAUGAUCACCACCUUCGGUGUCGGUGAAUUGUCUGCCUUGAACGGUAUUGCCGGUUCUUACGCUGAACACGUCGGUGUUUUGCACGUUGUUGGUGUUCCAUCCAUCUCUUCCCAAGCUAAGCAAUUGUUGUUGCACCACACCUUGGGUAACGGUGACUUCACUGUCUUCCACAGAAUGUCUGCCAACAUCUCAGAGACCACUGCUAUGAUCACUGACAUUGCUUCCGCUCCAGCUGAAAUUGACAGAUGUAUCAGAACCACCUACGUCACCCAAAGACCAGUUUACUUGGGUUUGCCAGCUAACUUGGUCGACCAAAUGAUCCCAGCUAAGUUGUUGGAGACCCCAAUUGACUUGUCUUUGAAGCCAAACGAUGCUGAGGCCGAAAAGGAAGUCGUUGACACCGUCUUGGAAUUGAUCAAGGACGCUAAGAACCCAGUUAUCUUGGCCGAUGCUUGUGCUUCCAGACACAACGUUAAGGCUGAAACCAAGAAGUUGAUUGACGCCACUCAAUUCCCAGCUUUCGUUACCCCAAUGGGUAAGGGUUCCAUUGACGAACAACACCCAAGAUUCGGUGGUGUUUACGUCGGUACCUUGUCUUCCCCAGCUGUCAAGGAGGCCGUUGAAUCUGCUGACUUGAUCUUGUCUGUCGGUGCUCUAUUGUCCGACUUCAACACUGGUUCUUUCUCUUACUCUUACAAGACCAAGAACAUUGUCGAAUUCCACUCCGACUACAUCAAGAUCAGAAACGCCACUUUCCCAGGUGUCCAAAUGAAGUUCGCUUUGCAAGCUUUGUUGGAAAAGGUUGCUGAUGCUGCCAAGGGUUACAAGCCAGUUGCUGUCCCAGCUGCCCCAGCUGCCAACGCUGCCUGUGACGCUUCUACUCCAUUGAAGCAAGAAUGGAUGUGGAACCAAGUUGGUAAGUUCUUGCAAGAAGGUGACAUUGUCAUCACUGAAACCGGUACUUCUGCUUUCGGUAUCAACCAAACUCACUUCCCAAACAACACCGUCGGUAUCUCUCAAGUUUUGUGGGGUUCCAUCGGUUUCACCACUGGUGCCGCCUGUGGUGCUGCCUUCGCUGCUGAAGAAUUGGACAAGGAGAAGAGAGUUAUCUUGUUCAUUGGUGACGGUUCUUUGCAAUUGACCGUUCAAGAAAUCUCUGUCAUGAUCAGAUGGGGUUUGAAGCCAUACUUGUUCGUCUUGAACAACGAUGGUUACACCAUUGAAAAGUUGAUCCACGGUCCAACUGCCCAAUACAACGAAAUCCAAAGCUGGAAGCACUUGGAAUUGCUACCAACUUUCGGUGCCAAGGACUACGAAACUUUGAGAGUUUCCACCACUGGUGAAUGGGACAAGAUGGCCGCUGACAAGGACUUCAACAAGAACUCUAAGAUCAGAUUGAUCGAGAUCAUGUUGCCAGUUAUGGACGCUCCUUCUAACUUGGUUGCUCAAGCCCAAUUGACUGCUGCCAUUAACGCCAAGCAAGAAUAA
Lachancea fermentati is the source of this 1695-nucleotide messenger RNA. NCBI's taxonomy places the organism in Eukaryota, Fungi, Ascomycota, Saccharomycetes, Saccharomycetales, Saccharomycetaceae. The record is from the annotation of a GenBank genome assembly.